UUCCCGCUGUCCGGGUAACGCCGGCCGGUCCCCACGGCAACGCCGCCGGCCAUGGCGGGGCGCGGCGCGGCUGGCCCGGGGCGAGGAAUAUGGUUUUUCUAAAGAACCAGCGCACAAGAAGAAUUAUCAGCAUGUGGAAGGUGCUGAGGUUUCUGGCCAAUCACAGAGCCUUCAUGAUCUUACAGAAAAGACUGAAUCUGAGAAAGGGAAAAGUUCUUCAGCAGGACCCACUGGCCAUAGGUUAAAACCAUAUAUGAAGUGGAAGAGCAGUGGGCUUUCUGCUUCCCAAAGUAGUGACAAGAUUCCAAAAAAAGACUAUGAAGAAGGGAAAAGUAGAGCUGUACCUCUGACUACAAAAAAGAAAGCCAGUGGCAAAUCUAAAACAGUUAAAAUUCAAGAAACUUCAAAAGGUAAAGCAUCAAUCAGCCUUGAAGAUGAUGGUGAAAGUUCCUCAGAGACUGAAGAAGAUGAACAGCCUGUACGUCGUCAGGAAGGAAGCACCGAUUUGUCAGCAGAAUACUGGGGAAUUCAAAAACUUACAAAAUAUGUGAAAGGAGGUGAUCCAACAGCCACUGUAAUUGCACUGUGUUCAAUGAGGGAUUUCAAUUUGUCUGAAGAAACGUGUCAGCUGGCCAUCAAAGACACUGGAUGUCUUGAAGUGUUAAUUAAUUUACUUGAUACAGAAGAAAUUAAAUGUCAGACUGGUUCAUUAAAAAUCCUGAAGGAAAUUAGUCAAAAUAUAUUGAUCAGACAUGCAAUUGCAGAUCUUGGAGGCUUAGAGAUCAUGGUGAAAAUACUGGACUCUCCAGAUACCGAUCUAAAGUGUUUAGCAGCUGAAACAAUUGCCAAUGUUGCUAGAUUUAAACGAGCACGAAAGACAGUAAGGAAAUAUGGAGGAAUCAAGAGAUUGGUUGAGCUGUUGGAAUCUAUUUCGGUGAGAUCAUCAUACCAAGCCAAAGACACUGAAACAGUGCGCUGUGCAGCUUUGGCACUCUGGAGCUGCAGCAAAAGCACCAAAAACAAGAAAGCAAUCCGUAAAGCUGGUGGCAUUCCAUUACUAGCUAGAUGGCUCAAAUGCUCACACGCAAACAUCUUAAUCCCAAUAGUGGGGACACUACAAGAAUGUGCCUCAGAGCCAAGUUACAGACUUGCAAUAAGAACAGAAGGCAUGGUUGAGAACCUAGUGAAAAAUCUGAGUAGUGAACAUGAGGAGCUCCAGAUGCAUUGUGCAAGUGCCAUAUUUAAGUGUGCAGAAGAUGAAGAAAUACGUGACCUGGUUAGAAAACAUGAAGGUCUACAACCACUAUCUGCUCUGCUUGAUAAAAGUGAAAACAAACAACUUUUGGCAGCUGUGACAGGAGCAAUCUGGAAAUGUGCAAUCAGUAGAGAAAAUGUGUUAAAAUUUCAGGAAUAUAAAACCAUAGAAACUUUGGUAACAUUGCUUACUGAUCAGCCUGAAGAGGUCCUUAUAAAUGUCAUUGGAGCACUGGGAGAAUGUUGCCAAGAGGAAGAAAAUCGAGGCACCAUCCGCAGAUGUGGUGGAAUUGCACCUAUAGUGAAGUUACUGACUGCAACUAAUCAGGCCCUGCUUGUGAAUGUCAACAAAGCAGUGGCAGGUUGUGCAAUGGAACCUGAAAAUAUGUCGAUAAUUGACAGUCUUGAUGGAGUCCGCUUGCUAUGGUCAUUGUUGAAAAAUCCUAACCCAGAUGUUCAAGCAAGUGCAGCUUGGGCUCUUUGUCCUUGUGUUGAAAAUGCUAAGAAUUCUGGGGAAAUGGUUCGAUCAUUUGUUGGCGGCCUGGAACUGAUAGUCAAUUUGCUAAAAUCAAAGGAUAAAGAAGUUUUAACAAGUGUAUGUGCAGCCAUUGCAAAUAUAGCUAAAGAUCAAGAAAACUUAGCUGUUAUGACAGAUCAUGGAGUUGUCCCUCUGUUGUCCAAGCUAGCAAACACAAACAAUAACAUGUUAAGACGUCACUUAGCAGAGGCCAUUGCCCACUGUUGCAUGUGGGGCAGCAACAGAGUUGCCUUUGGAGAGGCCAAGGCUGUGGCUCCUUUAGCACGUUACUUGAAGGCAAAGGAUCCAUUAGUUCAUAGAGCUACAGCUCUGGCUUUAUAUCAACUUUCAGAGGAUCCCAACAACUGUGUCAUCAUGCAUGAAAAUGGAGUGGUGAAGCUCCUACUGGCCAUGGUAGGCUCUACAGAUGACACUCUGCAGGAGGCAGCAGCUGGUUGCAUAGCAAACAUUCGCAGAUUGGCUCUGGCAACAGAAAAAGCAAAAUAUGGCUGAUGCUUCAGCAGCUUUUACCAACACACUUGUUUAGCAAUUCAGCUACAUUUAAAUACACAACUACUCCUUCUAGCAUCUGUAUUUCAUAGCAGAGCUCAUCUAUUUGAAGAUAAUUUAAUAAAAACAAAUCUGUGGAAACUUAUGUUUGAUUUUACAUUACUGGUUUGUCACUCCUAGGUUUGAUAAAACACUCACACAUAAUUUUGUGUGUCUUUUAGCAUUACAUCCAUCCAAAGACCAUCAGUUAAGAUAUGUCGAAGACAUUUUCUACAAUUGAUAUGCUUUUAUUUUAAUUCAUUGUAGCUAUACAUGGUUUUGCUUAUCUGUGACAUUACAAUAAAUUUUG
Molecule: messenger RNA, 2630 nt
Organism: Motacilla alba alba
Lineage: Eukaryota; Metazoa; Chordata; Aves; Passeriformes; Motacillidae
Gene: ODAD2
Product: outer dynein arm docking complex subunit 2
Exons: 14
Coding region: 254-2284 (676 amino acids)
Molecular function (GO): protein binding
Source: RefSeq, a predicted model, not a curated record